Messenger RNA from Engraulis encrasicolus (European anchovy), 7207 nucleotides. It is a transcript of the gene skila, whose product is annotated as SKI-like proto-oncogene a. Gene Ontology annotation, molecular function: RNA polymerase II cis-regulatory region sequence-specific DNA binding; DNA-binding transcription factor activity, RNA polymerase II-specific; SMAD binding. The record is from RefSeq and is a predicted model, not a curated record. NCBI's taxonomy places the organism in Eukaryota, Metazoa, Chordata, Actinopteri, Clupeiformes, Engraulidae. Gene Ontology annotation, cellular component: nucleus. Bases 369 to 2690 code for a protein of 773 amino acids. The transcript has 8 exons. Gene Ontology annotation, biological process: negative regulation of BMP signaling pathway; negative regulation of transcription by RNA polymerase II.
CCAGACGAGACAGACACCCCCGCUCCAUUUCCGAGGCAUGCCCAAUACGGGUCCAGUGACGUAUCCUUUCGGCUAGAGCUGUGACGUUGUGGCUGUCUGUAGUGGUGUUUCUGACUGCGUCUUGUUGAUGGUCGGGCAGGCUGCGAGAGGAGACACACGGAGCCAGCUCUGUGAACGACACAUAGAAAACCCACUCAACUCUUUCAUCACCAUGUAUAUAUGUGGAUGCAAGUGGAUUCAUAUUUUUUGACACACAACGAAGCAGACCGCAAGCCAGACACCAAGCCCCGACAGAAACAACACACACACACACACACACACGCAUAACAGUUUCAAAACACAAGAGCUCAAGUCCAGUCAGCGCCUGAAUGAACCUGUGUUUGACCAUGGCCAGCACUCAGACGAGUUUGAAGACCCACAUCAAAGGCCUGACCUCGUUCAAGGGCAACAUGAAGCGGCUGUACCGCGAACGGCUGGACUACGCGCCCAUCAAGAAGCGCGUCAUGGCCGAGAUCAACCUCAAGCGGCGCAGCCAGGAGACCGUCACCGGCCCCGGCGCCGCCAAGGUGAAGAACGAGCACGUUGACGCGGAGCUGCUUCGUGCCGAGAUGGACCAGAUCGCCCAGGGCCAGGACGUGCACGGCAUCGGCGUAGCCAAGGCACUCGACCUCAGCCCGGGUCUCAAGCACACCUUGGCCCAGUUCACCCUGAGCAGCCAGAGUUCAUUGGGAGGGCCUGCCGCCUUCUCUGCCAAAUCUGCCCAUGAGCCCGGCAACACUGCUGCUGCUGUAGCUGCCGCUGCUGCUGCUGCUGCAGCCGGUGCCCCCAUGGCCCAUCUCAACCCCAUGCCCUCCCCGCCGGCGCUGGGCAGCGGGCCGCUGCUGGUGCCCUGCGACAGCUCCACGGAGCUCACCCACUCCCUGCUGGAGGGCGAGUCCAUCUCGUGCUUCGCGGUGGGCGGCGAGAAGCGCCUGUGCCUGCCGCAGGUGCUCAACUCGGUGCUGCGCGACUUCUCCCUGCAGCAAAUCAACGCCGUGUGCGACGAGCUGUACGUGUACUGCUCGCGCUGCGACGCCGAGCAGCUGCACAUCCUGAAGGUGCUGGGCAUCCUGCCCUUCAACGCGCCGUCCUGCGGCCUCAUCACCCUCACCGACGCCCAGCGCCUCUGCAACGCGCUGCUGCGGCCCGGCACCGCCCUGCCGCCCGAGCUGGGCGCCAAGCUGUCGGCGCAGGGGCUGCUGAAGGAGAGCCGCGAUGCCUUCCAGGUGGAGCACUACUGCCUGGGCAAGUGCCAGGGCCUGUUCGUGCCGCAGUUCUACGUGGCGCCCGGCGCCCCCUGCAUCCAGUGCGUGGAGUGCCAGCUGCUCUUCUCGCCGCAGAACUUUGUCAUGCACUCCCACCGCUCCUCGGACAAGCGCACCUGCCACUGGGGCUUCGACUCGGCCAAGUGGCCCUGCUACCUGCUGCUGGCCCGCAAGUACCUGGGCUCCACCGACGAGCCCCGGCUCAAGCAGCAGCUGGAGGCCAUGAAGGAGAAGUUCCACUACCAGCACAAGCUCCAGCUAGACAAAGCUGUGGAUGAAGACCCCCAGAUGGUGAAGGCUAAUGCUAAUAACUCCCACUGCUCCACCAAUGGCAAGCUGUCUGAUAACGAGUCCACGAGAAAGGGGAAAGGCCACGCUGGCACGGUCUUCAACCAUCUGUUCCCUGACAUCAAAGAGGAACCUGGACACGACACCGCCAUCCACCCCAGCUACUACCUGUACCCCUACGAUAAGAUGCUGCCCCCCAACGUGUCCUUGAGGAAGGAGACGGAGGUCAACCAGGAGGUCCUGGGUGCCCUACUCAAACAGCACUACGGCCGCGGCCGGCAGGACACCCCGCCCAUGGAUCUGCACUCCUCUCCGUCUGCCGUGGCUCCUUCAGACCAGGCCGAGUCCCAGUGCACCGCUGCUGAGCGCCAGGCUCCACCGGCAGCCGAGGAGGUUGCCCUGGCAACCGGCGGCGAGAACGCCCACGCGCCGGCAACGGUAGCUGUGGCAGCUGCGGCGGAGGAGAAAGACGGCAGCAUCAGCACCACGGUUGCCGAGGACGACAAGGAGCGCAUCGUGCUGGAGAUCGUACAGAUGUACAGCCGGCAACAGGAGAGACUCCACGCCACGCUACACAAGCAGCUGCAGCUCGAGAUGGAGCUGGAGGCCCUGCGAGGAGGCUCGGCGGCGCGUCUGCGGGAGCUGAGUGUGGAGCGCAGCGAGCUGCAGACGGAGCUGGAGGCGGUGCACACGGAGCACGCCCAGAGGCUGGGGGAGGUGCGGCAGGAGCAGCGCCAGCUGGAGGCGCGGCUGGAGCAGCUACGACAGCAGACCUGCGCCUGCGAACCCAGCACACACAAACAGCAGGAGCAGCACUACACACAACAGCUGUCGAAGUUGCGUGUGCGCCUGGAGCGGGCGGAGGCCGAGCGGGCGGAGUUGGCGGAGGAGCUGACGCGGGAGCGCGAGGCCCGGGAGCGUCUCCAGCUCACCAUCACGCAGCUCCAGCAGCAGAUGGCUCGUACCUCCACCCUCGCCUCCUCUAACGCCAACACCAUCACCUCCUCCCCAAGCCACAGCCACACGCCCCCGCCCUCAAACACCCCGACCCCCACACAGGCCUCCCCCUCCUCCCCCUCGCUCGUCCCGGAGGUGUAAGGGACCACCACCACCAAUGCACCACCACCCAGCAGAGACAGACACGACAGCACUGCUGCUGUCCCAGUGAAAGGCCAGUUCCACCACCGAUAAACGCACCGCCAUCUUCACCUUGGCUCGACCUUCUACCCGCCUGGCCUGACCUUUUUUUCACCUCCGUGUUCAAGUUUCCUUCUACUUGCUCCUUCCCCAAACCCCCGGAGCCUGUGGGACAACCAGGCCACCGAGUCACAGGAGUCGAGUAAAAAAAAAACACACACACACGUGUAAACACACACACACACGUGUCCUACGAGGAGGAUCUGAGCUUUUUGUAAGAGACCUGAUGUGUGACUUGACGUUUAAUACAUUCUCUGCGUUUUCCCUGAUGGUUUUCCAACGUUAAUCCUGUUUUUCGGGGUGGGGAGGGGGUGAGGUUGUUUGUUUUUAUUGUUUUUUUUAUUUAAUAUAUCUCAAACAGGAUCCCUUUCCACAGUUCUCUUCCUGUUUGCUGUCUACCUGGCCCUUCCUUAUUGUUUUAACUGCCUGUCUUUUGUCCACAAUAUUUAAGAGAGUUUUUAUUUGCCCCCACUGUGUUUCAAUUUCACCUUUGUUGGUGUAUAUUUAUAGUUUUGGCUGGCGAAACCCGCUUUGCCAACACCAGGAGGUCAUUUGAAAGAACUUGCACCUCCCUCCUCCUACACACCCCACCCCCACCCCUCUCCCCAGUCCACCCUACACACAUCUAUUUGGACUUUGGAUGUGAUCCACAGCAACCCGCCCGGACUGAAUGAGAGGGAGUGUUGGCGCCGCUGAAAGACUGAACUCUCGUCCUGUGCUGGCUAGGAGGGGGCCUCUGGAGAGAGAGAGAGAGAGAGAGAGAGAGCCCUGGCCUGAGAGACCCUGUACUCUGGUUAUGCUUUCCAGCCCCCUUCUGCCACAGCGAGUUCACAGGACUCCCUCCCUGCCUGAAGAACCCAUUUCCAGCCACAGGGCCCCCCACCAGCGGAAGCAGAGAACUGCAUGGAUAGUCGUUUUGUUUUGUUUUCCGUUUUCUCUAAAAUAAUCAAUUGGCAGUUUUAUUUUAUUUAAUUUUUUUGUUUGCUUCAAAUUCUGUGUUGAGGAAGGGGAGUGGAGGACAGUAAGCCGUGAAGGAGUGCGUAUGGUACAGGAUGUUUGAGAUCCCUCUCUUCCUCCUCCUCCUCCUCCUCCUCUUCCUUGGUAACUCUGACCAGUGGAGCCAACUUUAGGGGAAAGUAUUUGAUCUCUUCAGCGGGCUGCCUACACUUCUUUCCUUCUUUCCUUCCUCCAGUGUCGUCUGUAGCGCUUAUGCGAACAUGGCUUUCUCCCCUCCACUGCCUGCCUUCUCCCCUGUAGGCCUCACAGAAUAGGAAAUGAAUUUUCUUUUUUUUUCUUUUUUAAAAUCUGAAGGGGGGAGGAAUCAUGAGGUCCUCCCAUGUUAAAGCUGUUGCCGAGCAGCAAGGAGGGAUGUGCUUGCAUGCCACCAAGUGGACACUGUGGUGUAAGACACCCAGCUGCACCCUUUAAUGUUUUUUGUUUUUUUCAUUUCUAUGUAUUAAUUGGUAAAGUUAUUCAAGUUUGACUUUUUCAAGCUUUAUUUUAAAUUACAGCACCUCUGAAACAAACCUGCAAAAAUGGAUUCAGUAUCUCAGUUUACGUCUAGAAGUUCCCCAGCAUUAUGUGUAGGCUAGAGAGCGCAUGCAUGGUUUGGGCCAAGACAUGUGGCCUGGUAGUGAUUGAGAACAGUACUUGGGAAGGCAGGGCUUGGUUGAUUGGCUUAUUGAUUGAUUAUUGAUUGAGGAUGAAAGCACUGUGAAUUGGAGGUGGACAUGGAGUAGAUACUUUUUUAUAGAUUAUUUGGACGCCAUACCUAAGUUUUUGUUUAUUGGUAACCCAUUUUAGGUAAAGUUCAUAAUGAGAUCAAUGAUGUAAAGAAAUCUGGGAUGUAAAGAAUCUAAUUGCUAUUAAAGUAAAUUAAUUGUAGACAUCACCACCACCACCUCCACCCUUGAAUUUAACUUUGGCUUUGACCAUCCAGCGUGGCAUGUUGGCAUAUCCGUGUUUGCUCGGCACUCGUUUGUUAACUGGUCUACUUGUUUACUUGCUUGUCUGUUUGUUAAGUUUGUCCAGUGCUGUGAGUGAGGCGGGGGGAAUGGGGGUAUUUUGUAUGUGGUAGGGAAGGCAUGUGAGGGCAGGAUAUAAAGGGGGUGCAGUGGGUCUAAGGGCUGACAAUCCCAACCCACAUGCAUCACAUGACACACACAUACACACAUAUACACACACACUUGUAAAUAACCUUAUAAGAUAGUUUGUCUGGCCCAAGCCUUUCUGAAUAGUGCCCAGGGUGUUUCUCUGGCAGGGAGGUAAGAAGACGUGAACUCUGUCUUCUUUACCAUCAUUGUCACACGUUGAAGAAAAAAAGAAAACAAGUGAAAGAGAAAAAAAAAGAAUACAAAGAAUUUAUUGAUCAAAACUAUGCUGUAAAUGGAUGCUUUUUUUUGUUCUAUAACUUUCCUUGAAAUUAUUCAGAAAUUAUUUAAUGUAUUCACUAAUAAAGAUUUAUAUUCAUCUUGUAUAUACAGUACAUAGUAGUCCUUAAUAUAUAUUAACUGUUAUAUGAAGAAAUCUUCUAAAGGCUAUAUGGACUGAAUCGGAGGCAAAAUGCAAAACACUGCAGCUCUUUGUUGGUGGUCAUCUUUUUUGCAUUUAUACUGAAACUAAGAAUAACUUUUGUAUUUGUGGAUGGGACCCAUUCUGGGGCUGUGACAAUGAGUAACAUUGCUGCUGUACCUUGCCCUCCAAAUCUGAUGACUUCUUUUGUAUUUGUGAUUUCAUAUCUAGAUUUACAGUUUUUGUUUUUCAUUGUUUUUCUUUUGAAAAAAAAAUAUUUUCCAAAAAAAAAUCAGAAUUUUGUCAUGGCCAUUUUGGGAGAUUUUAAAAAAUACAAGGUUUUCAACACACUUUUUAAACUCUGAAGUCUGUGAUGCCACACCAGGCCAUGUGCAGCCUUCAGAGAUCUUGGCUGAUGACACACAAACACAAACGGUAUGCCUCAAUAAGACACACAUACACAUUCACACACACACACACACACACACACACACACACACACACACACACACACACACACACACACACCUCUGAGUCGACCCUGCACAAAGAUUUCAAAUCUGCUAAUUGAAGCGUGAAAGGUGUGUGAGAGAGGAGGAAGUGAAAGAGAGUGUGAGAGGCAGACUGUGCUUGCAUACGUGUGUAUGGGCUCUCCACGCUGAUGGCCUGUGUGUUAUGCUGUACAUAGACAGGUGGGGAACACGCCUCUUCCACCAGCUCCUACUCCAGCGUAGCUCAGAAGCUAAACACAUUGUCAGUAUGUGCUGAAGCAAGUGCAGAACAAUCAGUAUUAUCUCUUUUUUUUAUUAUUUUUUAUGAUUACCUCGGUCAAGAAAAAAAAUGCUGUUUUCUAAUGUGUUGAAAUAUCUGUAUUUCUGGAGCUUUCUAGACCAUUUGAUUUUGUCAAUGCUGUGGAACAUUGUGUGAACUGCAAUUCCUUUAUAUAUAUAUAUUCAUAUAUAUAUAUGAUGGGGUGGGGGUUGGGAUACGAGGAUGCUGUGCAUUUGUAUAGUCAGGUAUCUGAGUAUGCAGCCUGGUGGUGGGCAUAGCUGUCAAGUGUCUGAUGAAGAAUGGUACAAAUUCUCUCUUACACGUAUCCACGAGUCCACUCAGCCACUGACACUCGCUCUGUGACUUUCUGACCACUCUCACUUGUGAAGGAUGUUACUGAGCAAAAAAAAGAGUUUUUUUUGUUUUUGUCUGUUGAAAUCAACAUCCCUUUCCUUGUUCCCACACGCACAGACGCGAGUACAUACACACUUUGAUACAUGUCCCCGUGUGGUUGUCACGCAAUUGUACCUCACAGCAUAGCUCAGUCUUUCACAUCCACCCCCUCACAUAAUAUUUUUUUUUCUAUAUAAAUAUAAAUAAUAAGAAGGCAUGGAUGUGACGCUUGCUCCAAACUGUGGCGGCAGUGAACUUUUUUUUUGUUUUAAAUUUAUUACCAUUGUUUUACUAUCAUUUCUUUGUGAAAGACAACCAGUUGCUCUAAAAAUAACAUUGACAUAUUCCUUUUUUAUAUAGAAAAAAAACAAGAAAAAAUACUUUUGUUUAAAACAUUUGAUGGGGACAAAAAAAGCAAUUCUGAAAAUGCAGUGUCUGUGUGGCCAUUGCAUACCAUGUUGCCAAUUCUGCGGUGUGAUACGAAGUUUGCUCUUGCAUGAAAUGAGACACUGUUCUCCUACCUCAUGUUGUGAUAUUAAAAAUGUUUUAUAAGCAGAUGACGCAUCUCUAACCAUUUAUCAUAAUUGAUAUUUACUAGCAAAAUACGUACCUGUACAAUGCUUUUAGCUAAUACCUCAGUUGUAUCUAGUGUUUUGUUUAUUUUCCAAAUUUCAGACCUUGUAUAUAUCUCUUGUAUAGACAUUGAACUUGGAUUAAAUUCAAGUAAAGUUCUGUAGUGUCAA